Diatraea saccharalis (sugarcane borer) is the source of this 808-nucleotide messenger RNA. The record is from the annotation of a GenBank genome assembly. Lineage: Eukaryota; Metazoa; Arthropoda; Insecta; Lepidoptera; Crambidae.
AUUGAGUUUAUUAUUCUGGUUUAUCGUUUGAAUUGUGGGUGUGCAAAUGUGUUUGGUGUAUUAAGUGUUAUAAUGGCAUAUAAAUAUGGCUCUAAUAAUGGGAAAGACAUGGAGCAAAAAUUCAUCCUUGAAUGUAUUCGGUUAUAUAGAGAUUUACCUGCCCUAUGGAACAUGAAGAGUAAAUCUUAUUACGAGCGUGGAAAAAAGAAUGCGUCGUAUAAUAUACUGUUAAAAAAAUACAGGGAAGUAUAUCCAGAUGCCACAAAAUUGGAUAUCAGAAAGAAAUUUAACGUAUUGAGAACUAAUUAUAGGAAAGAGUUCAGGAAACAAAAUUCUAUGAAUUCUUAUAAACCCACUCUGUGGUACUUCAACGAAUUUAGUUUUUUGAAUGAGCAAAAGCCGGAUAUAGAAUCUUCAAUCGAUCUUAGUCAAGAGGAUGGCGUUUCUGACUCGGAAUCUUCUGUUUCCGCAGAGGUACUGCAAAACGAUAACUUAAUAAUUAAAGUAGAACAUGACAAGGAAACAAAUACGGUAAGUUCAAAAUUAUUAUAUCACACAGUGACUGUAGCAUAUCGAGUUAACACAAGAUGUCACCAUAAUAAGUUUUUUACUUAAUAUUUAGUACAUUAUGGUUUAUUAUUGCUUGCCAAAGUUUGGCUCUCGAACAGGCACAACACCAUGUGUACAGAGUAUGUCUGUACAAUACUGUACAGACUAUUUAGAACCCAAGGCUAUGGUACUAAGUGAAACUUGGCCAUUGUCCGUCGUCAUCAUCAUGAUCAGCCUAUUACCUGCUAGUAUACAAGCU